Molecule: messenger RNA, 2449 nt
Organism: Drosophila grimshawi
Lineage: Eukaryota; Metazoa; Arthropoda; Insecta; Diptera; Drosophilidae
Product: serine-rich adhesin for platelets
Exons: 2
Coding region: 125-1795 (556 amino acids)
Source: RefSeq, a predicted model, not a curated record
AAAUUUUUAUCCGCAGACGCUUUCCGUAACUUAAAAAGGGUUGUUUGUUAAAAAGAGGAUCUUUGUGUGCUUAAAACAGCAAAAGAACAACGUACCAGAAGUUGAACGACGACAAUUCAAUUCCAUGUUUAGCAAAAUGGCUCAACCAAACACUGUGGGAGGAGGUGGCAGCGGCUCAGCAGCCGCUGGUGGACGACGCGUGCCGCUGUCGUUGAGCGGAGCCGGCGCUGGCUCUUCCCUGGCUCGGUUGCAGCAAGCAGCAGCCGCUGGCAGCAAUGGACGUUCGAAAAGUCCGCAAAACAAAAAGAAUGAGACAAAUAUCGCCAAUAGUGGUCCAUUUGUAGUUGUGAAGAAGUCGAGCAGCAACCAGCACCGAAUCUCGUCGGCUAGCUCCUCCUCGUCUUCCUCGUCUAAAGAUGAUGAUAAAAAAACUCAAAAUGGCGUUAGCAAAUCAUCCUCACAUGGAAAUUCAAAGGCUGCACAAAAUGGCAGUUCCUCCAUUCCCGUCGCCGUCGUCGUCAAGGAGCAACAAAAGUCGAAGGAGAAGCAAUCCGCCGAAAAGAAGGAAGCUUCACUCGAAGCAGCAGCCGCAGCUAAUGAUGAAGCCAAGCCAGCUAAGAAAGAGACAGAAAUAACACAGCCAACAGCUGGUGACAACAAGACUGAAGCAGUCGCCGACGCCGACGCCAUCGCCGCCGCCGUUUCCGAUAAUGAAUUGAAAAACGAGUCGGCCGUCGUGGUUCCAGCCACAUCCAGCACCACACCGACUGCGGAACGCAAAUCGUCGCGCAGAUCAGCCACACAACAGAAGUCGCCCGGCAAGCCGCAGCCGAGCAAGGAGUCGUCGGUGCAGACGAAACAGGAAACAGAAACAUUGCAAGCAGCAGCUGUGGAGGAUGUCGAAAUGGAGCCACUAACUGUGGAUGCCUCGCCCAUAAGGAGCGUGGCGAGCAGUGCACAGCCGACGGCCACAUCGACACCGGGUCGCAAUCUCUUCGGUUUCCAGAGCAGCGUCAGCAAGCAGGCCAACGAGGUGGAGCUUACCUCUCAGCAAUCGAUCUCGCCAGCAGUUGCCGUAGCGCGCAACUUUUCACAGAUAAGCGGACGACGUAGCAUACGCCCGGCCGCAAUCCAAACACCCGGCCGGAUGGGCAAUUAUCGCUGUUUGAAUACCAGCGAGCUGGACACCUCCGGCUUUACGAAUACUAGCAUGAAUGCCACCGUUGGCUCCGAGAUACCGAACAGCUCAUCGUUCUCGUUCUCUUUCUUUGGACGUGGGCGUAAGCGGGAGCGCACUCCGCCGCCGCUAUCGGGCAGUCAGUCGGCCAAUGAUUUGGCUCAGGAUGUGGAGAUGUCGCCGCCGAAGCGCGCACGCUUUGAGUUGUUCAGUAUGAGCCUGGCAUCGCCAUUCAGCAUGCUGCGCUCGCGCUUCUCCAAAGCCACUAUCAGCACACCGUCUUCGCGCAAGCAACUCGAUCAGACCCCACCCACUGGCGAUGAUGAGGAGGAUGGCGGCGUUGGCAAGGUGCAGAAUGUGUCGGGCAUUAUCAUCCAGGAGGAGGAAGAUCAGCUCAACAGAUCGGCGAGCAACAACAGCGAGGAUGUAACUGUCGCCAAGGAAGCUGGCCUGGAGACGCCCAAAAAGUGUGGAACAACGCCCAAGGAGCAGAAUGGCGAACAGAAUAAAAAGAAAGUGGGUGACGAGGAGCAAGCCGAGGAUGCUGUGGCCAAUCUACCCGCCACAGAUGGCGAACUGCCUGCCGAAGCCAACAGAUCGCGUUGCGCCAUAAUGUAAGCGAUUCGCCGACACGGAAUCUUGCUGCAGCAACCUCCAUCCCCACCCUUUGCUUCCUCCCCCGAAAUAUCCAUUAGCUGUUAAGAUUUAUGUCAUUAGUUGUUUUUUAACGUUGUGAUGAUUUGAUUCUUUGGUAAUUUGUGUUCUUGCGAAAAUUACAUGUUAAGAGUAAGCAGCAGCAGCUAAACGGGGCCUAAAACAACCAAAGCCAUCACGCCAUGUACCAUCGCUGGCUGCACCUCUUCCUCAAUCCGCUGGAUUUGGAAUUGGAAUUGUUAGCCAUGCGUUUUUCACAUGGAUAUCCCCCAUUUUUUGUGAGUCGUGAUUUCUUGCUGCGUAGCUGUGCUUGCCACAAGGCGCAGCUAUGCACCAACAAAUCUGGCCACGAAAAUACUGUCUCAGUACCCACGUACAACAUAAGGUACAAACAAACAGAUAAACAAAAACAACAAUUUAGACAUCAUACAACUUUAUAAUAUACAUAAGACAAAAUAUGUAGCCAUACCUGUGCAAGAAUAAUAAGAUUUAUGUAUCUCCGAGUCUUUUCCAUUUGUACUUGUGAACUCAAUUUUCAAUAAUAUAUAUCUAUAUAUAUAUAUAUAUAGUUAAAAAAUGGCAAAACAUUAUGUAUAAUAAAUUCGAUUAUUUUAUAAA